Eurytemora carolleeae is the source of this 2602-nucleotide messenger RNA. Its product is annotated as probable cytosolic oligopeptidase A. The record is from RefSeq and is a predicted model, not a curated record. Gene Ontology annotation, molecular function: metalloendopeptidase activity. The transcript is spliced from 20 exons. Gene Ontology annotation, biological process: peptide metabolic process; proteolysis. Lineage: Eukaryota; Metazoa; Arthropoda; Copepoda; Calanoida; Temoridae. Bases 215 to 2377 code for a protein of 720 amino acids.
UAAACCCUCAAGCUCUCUUAUAUAUUCCGGAUACCCUCACGAGGACUCCCUGAUAUCUCAAGUCCAGGAUCAUGGACUUCUGUUCAUAAAACUGACCUAGGGAACCUAAAAGUGCCAAUUUUUAGUCGUUGUUCAAUUAUUAAUUUCUGAUUGUGUUUAAUCAUGAAAUGAUUGAUUAAAUUAGAUUAAUACUGGUCCUGGUUUCAGAACAAAAAUGCUGUUGGUUCGGGUUCGGGGUUGUUUGCUCCGAAACCCUGGGUUUCAGUUCCGUUCUUAUUCCGUUCUUCAGUCUCAGAGACUCCCUUGUUUAAGCAUUAGGCAGAAUAUUCUCUGUUCUGAACAGACCUGGAGAACACAAACUAGGACCAAUACACAGCACAGGGUUAUCCUUCUUCCUGAGUUGCCACCAGAUACCGGUGAAACCAAUCCGCUACUGAAAACAAUCAAGAAUGAGUUACCAGCGCUGGGUUCAGUGAGUGAGGCGAACUGCUACUACGGGCUAGGGAAGGCUUUAAUGACCUACGAGAGCACGGUCUGCAGGAUGGAGGAACAAGUCAAAGCUGGAGAAAAGGAUUGGGAGAAGCUGUUGAGAGGGUUGGAGGAGUCUAGAGUAGAACUAGAGAGUGUUUGGAACUCUGUAAACCUCAUAAAUAUCGUCACUGAUAGUUUAGACAUGGAUAGGUUCACUUCGCUGAACAAACGCGCAGAGCGAGCCUUCCUAUCCCGGUAUGACUCCAGAGACAUUUACAACUUGAUCACGAGUGAGGAUGUGAAGAAUGUAGAGGGAGAAGAGAAGAUACUUCUUCAAAGGUACCAGUUAGAGUACAAGAAUCAAGGAUACGAGCUACCGGAGAAAAAGUAUCUUGAACUAAAUUCAAACUGGAUGAAAAGACUGUCCGAGGCACAGAGAGAUCACAGGUUUAAGAUAACAACAAGUACUCAGAGGUUUCGUCAUAUUAUCCGAGAUCCAACCAUUGUCAGAGAAUUCCCUGUUGAUCUGCUCAGAGCUAUGGCAGCUGACUCUAGCCAGCCUGCCCGUGGUCCCUGGUCCGUUACAUUGCAUCCUUAUGUUCAUCGGAAAUUCAUGGAAUAUUGCCCAGAAAGGAGAUUAAGAUAUAGAACCUAUGCUGACAUGUCUAUGGCAACUAAGAUGGCCGGAAAGGUUGAGAACGUGACCUCUAUGAUUGCGAGCAUGGCGCCACGAGCAAAGACUGCGCAAGAAAUUGAACUUGCCGCGCUGCAGGAGUAUGCAGAGACUCGAGGGUUCGAGGACAGUAUUAAGGAGUUCGACGUCGAGUUCUUUAAGAGAAAACAGAUCCGAACCCUGUUCAAUAUCGAGGAAGAGGCGAUGAGAGAGUUUUUCCCUCUCCCACACGUCCUAGAGACUAUCUUUAUUCUGCUCAAGGAGCAUUACAAUCUGGUCUUUACCCUGGUGAAACCACAGGGAGCUGAGAAACCCUGGUCUGAGGAGGUUUCUAUUUACAGGGUCACAGAUAAUCAAGGAAACUUCAAGGGCCACUGUUACCUGGACCCCUAUAUUAGGGAUGACAAAGGAUAUCAAGGAGGAGAUAGAGGAUGGUAUGUACCAUUAAGAACAAGCUCCGGUGUAGCUGGAAGUACCCCUGUUGGAUGUAUUGUGAUGGCUCUAGGUGCUCCUGGAUAUGGUAAACCUAGCCUUCUAUCCUUUAAUGAGGUUGAGGAAUUACUCAGACAAAUUGGAAAAUCUCUAGUCCAUUUAUCAGCAACCAAGAAAUGGGCCGAGACAUCUGGUCGGACUGGAGUAGAGUGGGACGCAUUAAACCUUGUCCCGGAGCUCAUGACUCAUUGGUUAUCCGUCCCAUCCUUCCUUACUAGUGUCUCUAAACACUGGUCCACAGGUGAGGAACUAAGUCCUGUUCAAGUUGAAAACCAGAUCCAGGCUAAGAAGCAUAUGUCAGGAUACGCUACUUCACAUGAACUUUUUAAGGCUGCGUUUGAUAUCAGUUUCUACUCCGAGGAUUUUGAAAAUGAACAAUAUCAGGCUCUGGUUGACCGACUAACCCCUCAGUACCUGGUGCUAGCCAGGGAGAGGGAGGAUUGUUUCCCACUUUACUUUGAGGAUAUCUUAACAGGAAACUUGGCUGCUGGAUAUUAUAGUCAUCUGUGGAGCCGAAUGUUGGCGGCGGACGUAUUCUCCGCCUAUUGGGAGUCAGGUUGGGAGGACAAGGAGGCAAUUAGUAAAGUUUCAAGGCGAAUAACUAGAACUCUUCUCUCCGCCGGAAGUUCCGCCCCAAUGGUUGAAAUAUUCCGUGAACUUCGCGGACGGGAUCCUAAUCCGGAAGCUUUGAUGAUUUCUUUAGGUUUGAGUGGAUCUAGGAAAUCUGCUAAUAAGAGUUGAAUCCAACCUUUUCUUUCUUUACUCCAGCAAAGGAGUCCUUGACCCAGCUCGCAGUGUACAUUUGUAAAGUGGUACACAACCAGACAGUGUAAUGUACGCUGUAGACCUCCAUACAGUCUAGAAAUCGGAUUAUUAUUAUUAUUGUAAUUAUCUACAUGUUUUGUAUAGAAGAUACAAAUGAAUUGUGGUUCUAUUGUUUAUAUAAACUAAAAACUGUUUGCAGAA